Messenger RNA from Coffea arabica (coffee), 1752 nucleotides. NCBI's taxonomy places the organism in Eukaryota, Viridiplantae, Streptophyta, Magnoliopsida, Gentianales, Rubiaceae. The record is from RefSeq and is a predicted model, not a curated record.
GGGCCCAUCCAAACUAGCGAAAAGAUGAGGACAGCGCUGCGGGGAAGGAAGACUGUUGAAGAGAGAAACAAAAAGCUGCAACUUUUGGAGCCAUCAAAGAGACGGCGAAUCGAAGCCCCGCUUGAACGAAAUUUUAGCCAAGACAUCCUUGCAGCAACCACACUCUACCCAUGCAUCGGUUCUAAAUUUCGGAUUUUCGAUUUAUUUAUGGGUCUGUUCAUCAAGCACGAUGGAUUUACCUGGUGAAAUGUGGUUAGAUAUUCUACUGCACUUGCCGGUGAAAUCCCUCCUGCAAUUGAAAUCCGUCUGUAAAUCAUGGUGUGCUUUGAUCGACAGCCCUCAAUUCAAAGCUAUUUACCUUAGCCGUGCUAAAAACUAUGCUCUUCUCCUCAAGCGACCGCCCCUGAAGAAUACCAAUCGCUCUGCUUCUUACUAUAUCCAUUCCAAUCUGGAACCGGUUCGUGAUGCCACCAAGCCUGAUCUGCAGCACAUGCCAUUCUCACGUCACGCUAAUUUUUUUGGUGACACUGUUAUGCUUAUCUGUGAUUGCAACGGUCUAAUUUUCCUAGAAGAUGAUAAUGGCAUGUACUUGCUAAAUCCAGCACUUCAGGAAGUCAGGAUUCUUCCUCCCCUGCCAAGGUCGUCUUUCAUUGGAUGUUACCUUGGACUUGGUUAUGAUUCUAACGCCAAUGAUUACAAAGUUGUUAUAUUGGGUGAGAAUCAAACUGCACAGAUGGCGAACGUGUACAGCCUGAAUAGCGACUCAUGGAGAGAGAUAGUCGCUGCAUUUCCAACUUGUGUGCUAGACGAGCGAAUUUUCCCUGUAUACUUCAAUGGAUGCAUGCACUGGAGUGCAUGCACAGUCGAAUUCGAUCCUGCAAGUCCUAGAGUGGCAAGGAGGAGGAGAAGGGUAGUGCUCUUUUCGUUCGACAUGAGCACUGAAGUAGUCAAAGAGAUUGCACUGCCUGAUUCUUUCAGGGGCGAAAACAUUCGUCCUCCUCGUCUUGGUGUUCUGAGAGAAUCCCUUGCUCUAAUCUAUCGUCGGUAUGUUGGACUGGAAGAUCGUAUUGAUGUAUGGGUGAUGAAAGAGUAUGGUGUUAAGGAGACUUGGGCAAAAAUGUAUUCAAUCGGACCUGGAUUUGACAACGUGUUCUGUCUGUGCUUUUGGAAGGAUGAACUCCUUCUGCAGAGGUGUGUUGGAGGACAGUUGAUUUUGACUUUGAUUUCACUUGCAGCAGGCCAUAAAUUCCGAACGUUUGAUGGGUAUGGUGAGUAUGACGACUCUGUAGUCGCCAUAGUUUACAAGGAAAGCUGGAUUUCAGUUAAGAGGUGUCACGAGUGUUUAGGUUUUGUGCAAAAGAGAAACAAGUACUUCCUACCCUGAGCACAUCUCAUUUGUUUGCAAAAGAGAAGAAGAGAAGUUCCCAUCCUCACUGCAUUUAAAUGAACUCUCCAUUGUAGAUUAUAUAGGAGGGGGAAUUUUCCUAUUUUUUUUUUAAAUAUUAUCUUUUUAAGGCUUUGGCAUGGCACAUAUAGAUAUGGACAAGAACAAGGUAAAAUCUUAUGUUUACAGUCAUCUCUGUUUUAUGUCAAGUGGAAGCGUAAUGCCUUUUUAUUCUUCUGUUUUAUGUUGCGGCUUUGUUUUGCCAUGUUUUGUCUUGCAGAUAUGUGAACAAAUCCCUGUAGUGGCAUAUAAAGCUUUCUGUAUUUCUCUUGAAUGUCGAACAUGUGUUUAUUAGAAAUUUCGUUCCA